GAAUUAAAGAUGGGUGAUUGGUCAGAAACUAAUUAUGAUAUGUUGGUUCUCAUAGCUAAGCGUUUCAAUUUAAUUGAAGAUUACCUAAAUUUUGCCUCUGUCUGCAAAUCGUGGCGAUGUGCGGCCACCAAGGAGAAUUUUAACACUAAUCUGGCUAGAGUUCCGUGGCUGAUGUUAGCUGAGGAAGAAGGCAAUUCAAAUCGACAGUUGGUUAGCCCUUAUAAUGGCAUGAUUAUGAAGAAGAAGAUUCCAAAAGCCAGCGGAAAAAGAUGUAUGGAGACUAUGGGAUGGCUUGUUAUGGUAGGAAAAGAAGAAGGUGAGAUUAGUUUGUUACAUCCCUUCUCUGGUGUUCAAAUCGAAUUGCCCCAUCAAAAUACCACCGAAAAUUAUCAUACUCACCACCAAACUGGCGACCUGUGGACCUAUUUUCACAAGGCAGUUUUGUCUGCUAGUCCUUCUCACACAUCAGACUACCUUCUCAUGGUAAUUGAGGGAGAUGUCAAGUUCCUCAGUUAUUGGAGGCCAGGCAACUUGCAAUGGACUAGGAUUAUAAAUACAUCCCUCCACGUUGCACAUCGUGAUGUCAUAUAUUUUGAUGGCAAAUUUUAUGCAGUUGAUUGGAGUGGUCGAGUUCUAGUUUGUGAUAUUGAAUCCAAUCAGACACAAGUAGUUGCACAACUAGCUAGGGAAUAUAAUGGGGAAGAGUCGUACAUAGUAGAAUCACUAGGAACAUUAUUUAUAGUUGUGCGUUACGGUGUUGGGAUAAGAUACAUUACAGAUGAUAGCGAGAGGAUUCCAUUGACACUUACCCAAGAUGAUAUUUUUGAUGAUCUUGAUGAGGAAUUAACUUAUGGGACAACAAAUAUUCGAGUUUUUGAGGUAGAUUUAGUUACUGGCAAAUUGACGCAAACUAAAGAAUUAGGGGACACAGCUUUUUUUAUUGGUCAUAAUGCUUCUCGCUCUGUUCAACCUUCUCAAUUUCCUGGAAUCAAGCCAAAUCAUAUUUAUUUUACCGAUGAUUAUUGGGAAUCAUACCUUGUAUUUGAAGAAGGGGGUGGCUUGGACAUGGGUGUUUUCAACUUAGCUGAUGGCACCAUCCUCCCCUUCCCACACUACAAGGGUGUCUCUUUAAGUCCUGUUUGUCCUCCAACUUGGGUCACACCAACCCUAUGUUGA
Molecule: messenger RNA, 1176 nt
Organism: Solanum stenotomum
Lineage: Eukaryota; Viridiplantae; Streptophyta; Magnoliopsida; Solanales; Solanaceae
Product: F-box protein SKIP23-like
Exons: 1
Coding region: 10-1176 (388 amino acids)
Molecular function (GO): protein binding
Source: RefSeq, a predicted model, not a curated record